Messenger RNA from Peromyscus eremicus (cactus mouse), 3211 nucleotides. It is a transcript of the gene Grik4, whose product is annotated as glutamate ionotropic receptor kainate type subunit 4. Gene Ontology annotation, cellular component: plasma membrane; presynaptic membrane; postsynaptic membrane. Gene Ontology annotation, molecular function: kainate selective glutamate receptor activity; transmitter-gated monoatomic ion channel activity involved in regulation of postsynaptic membrane potential. Gene Ontology annotation, biological process: modulation of chemical synaptic transmission; synaptic transmission, glutamatergic; monoatomic ion transport. Lineage: Eukaryota; Metazoa; Chordata; Mammalia; Rodentia; Cricetidae. The transcript is spliced from 21 exons. The coding region runs from base 233 to 3103 and encodes 956 amino acids. The record is from RefSeq and is a predicted model, not a curated record.
GGUUACUUACCUGCCUGGAGUUUCUGUCUCUUAGUCUUUGGAGGAGAAUUGACUAGAUUUCUUCCUGAAAAUGCAUGAUACCGUGUGAGUACCUACUAUGUGCCAGCCUGUGCCAGGCACUGGGGACACAGGUGGAAAAGUCCGAGUCGUUCCCUGCUUUUCUGGUUCUCGUCGUCCCGGAGCGUUAUGUCAUGCCCAGACCAGCAGAGGGCUCCAUGAGGAGUUAUAGAAGAUGCCCCGCGUCUCUGCGCCUUUGGUGCUGCUUCCUGCGUGGCUCGUGAUGGUUGCCUGUAGCCCACACUCCCUGAGGAUCGCUGCUAUCUUGGAUGACCCCAUGGAGUGCAGCAGAGGGGAACGGCUCUCCAUCACCCUGGCUAAGAACCGCAUCAACCGCGCACCGGAGAGACUGGGCAAGGCCAAGGUCGAAGUGGACAUCUUUGAGCUUCUCAGAGACAGCGAGUACGAAACUGCAGAAACCAUGUGUCAGAUUCUCCCCAAGGGAGUGGUCGCUGUCCUGGGACCAUCGUCAAGCCCAGCCUCCAGCUCUAUCAUCAGCAACAUCUGUGGAGAGAAGGAGGUCCCUCAUUUCAAAGUGGCCCCAGAGGAGUUUGUCAGGUUCCAGUUGCAGAGAUUUACCACCCUGAAUCUUCACCCCAGCAACACCGACAUCAGCGUGGCUGUGGCGGGGAUCCUGAACUUCUUCAACUGCACCACUGCCUGUCUCAUCUGUGCCAAAGCAGAAUGCCUUUUAAACCUGGAGAAGCUGCUCCGGCAAUUCCUUAUCUCCAAGGACACGCUCUCAGUCCGGAUGCUGGAUGACACUCGGGAUCCUACUCCGCUCCUCAAGGAGAUCCGGGACGACAAGACAGCUACCAUCAUCAUCCAUGCCAACGCCUCCAUGUCCCACACCAUCCUCCUGAAGGCAGCUGAGCUGGGGAUGGUGUCAGCCUAUUAUACAUACAUCUUCACUAAUCUGGAGUUCUCCCUCCAGAGAAUGGACAGCCUUGUGGACGACAGAGUCAACAUCUUAGGAUUUUCCAUUUUCAACCAAUCCCAUGCUUUCUUCCAAGAGUUCUCCCAGAGCCUCAACCAAUCCUGGCAGGAGAACUGUGACCAUGUGCCCUUCACUGGCCCUGCGCUGUCCUCAGCCCUGCUGUUUGACGCCGUCUAUGCUGUGGUGACAGCAGUACAGGAACUGAACCGGAGCCAGGAGAUUGGUGUGAAGCCCCUGUCCUGCGGCUCGGCCCAGAUCUGGCAGCAUGGCACCAGCCUCAUGAACUACCUGCGCAUGGUAGAAUUGGAAGGUCUCACCGGCCACAUUGAAUUCAACAGCAAAGGCCAGAGGUCCAACUAUGCCUUGAAAAUCUUACAGUUCACCAGGAAUGGUUUUCGGCAGAUCGGCCAGUGGCACGUGGCAGAGGGCCUCAGCAUGGACAGCCACCUCUACGCCUCCAACAUCUCCGACAGUCUUUUCAACACCACCCUGGUCGUCACCACCAUCCUGGAAAACCCGUACUUAAUGCUGAAGGGGAACCACCAGGAGAUGGAAGGCAAUGACCGCUACGAGGGCUUCUGUGUGGACAUGCUCAAGGAGUUGGCUGAGAUCCUCCGCUUCAACUACAAGAUCCGCCUCGUCGGGGAUGGUGUCUACGGCGUGCCUGAGGCCAACGGCACCUGGACGGGCAUGGUUGGGGAGCUGAUUGCUCGGAAAGCUGAUCUGGCUGUGGCAGGCCUCACCAUCACAGCUGAACGUGAGAAAGUGAUUGAUUUCUCGAAGCCAUUCAUGACGCUGGGAAUUAGUAUUCUUUACAGAGUUCAUAUGGGACGCAGACCGGGCUAUUUCUCCUUUCUGGACCCCUUUUCUCCAGGAGUAUGGCUCUUCAUGCUUCUAGCUUAUCUGGCCGUCAGCUGUGUCCUCUUCCUGGUGGCUCGGUUAACUCCCUAUGAGUGGUACAGUCCACAUCCUUGUGCGCAGGGCCGGUGUAACCUCCUGGUCAACCAGUACUCCCUAGGCAACAGCCUCUGGUUUCCGGUCGGAGGCUUCAUGCAGCAAGGCUCUACCAUCGCCCCUCGCGCCUUGUCCACCCGCUGUGUCAGCGGCGUCUGGUGGGCAUUCACACUGAUCAUCAUUUCCUCCUACACGGCCAACCUGGCAGCCUUCCUGACGGUGCAGCGCAUGGAAGUGCCCAUUGAGUCCGUGGACGACCUGGCUGAUCAGACCGCCAUUGAGUAUGGCACCAUUCAUGGAGGCUCCAGCAUGACUUUCUUCCAAAACUCCCGUUACCAGACCUACCAACGCAUGUGGAAUUACAUGUAUUCCAAGCAGCCGAGUGUGUUUGUGAAGAGCACGGAGGAGGGGAUUGCCAGGGUGUUGAAUUCCAACUACGCCUUCCUGCUGGAGUCCACCAUGAAUGAGUACUAUCGGCAGCGAAACUGCAACCUCACUCAGAUUGGGGGCCUGCUGGACACCAAGGGCUAUGGGAUUGGCAUGCCAGUCGGCUCAGUGUUCCGGGAUGAGUUUGAUCUGGCCAUCCUCCAGCUUCAGGAGAACAACCGUCUGGAGAUUCUGAAGCGGAAGUGGUGGGAAGGGGGGAAAUGCCCCAAGGAGGAAGAUCACAGAGCCAAAGGCCUGGGAAUGGAGAAUAUUGGUGGAAUCUUUGUGGUUCUUAUUUGUGGCUUAAUAGUGGCCAUUUUUAUGGCUAUGCUGGAGUUUUUAUGGACUCUCAGACACUCAGAAGCAUCAGAGGUGUCCGUGUGUCAGGAGAUGGUGACAGAGCUGCGCAGCAUCAUCCUGUGCCAGGACAGUAUCCACCCCCGGCGGCGGCGCUCUGGAGGCCUGCCACCCCAGCCCCCGGUCCUGGAGGAGCGCCGGCCCCGGGGUACCGCGACGCUCAGCAAUGGCAAGCUGUGUGGCGCCGGGGAGCCCGACCAGCUGGCGCAGAGACUGGCACAAGAGGCCGCCCUGGUGGCCCGCGGCUGCACGCACAUUCGCGUGUGCCCGGAGUGCCGCCGCUUUCAAGGCCUGCGGGCGCGACCGUCCCCGGCCCGCAGCGAGGAGAGCCUGGAGUGGGACAAGACCACCAACAGCAGCGAGCCCGAGUAGUAGCAGCCAAGGACCGGACCGUGGAGCCAGGCGGGGAGGCGGGAGGGCUGACUUUACAACAUCCUUCUCUCCCUCCGGGUUCAAGAUUCAAUCACUUCACAAAGCGAU